Molecule: messenger RNA, 2289 nt
Organism: Saccostrea cuccullata (small rock oyster)
Lineage: Eukaryota; Metazoa; Mollusca; Bivalvia; Ostreida; Ostreidae
Product: transmembrane protein 208-like
Exons: 6
Coding region: 120-626 (168 amino acids)
Biological process (GO): vacuolar protein processing
Cellular component (GO): intracellular membrane-bounded organelle
Source: RefSeq, a predicted model, not a curated record
CGUUUAAACAUUGAUCAAUUUCCACGGUGGUUUCACUUUCAGUAGAAAACAUCGGAAUGGUAUAGUUUUGUUGACACCACAAAUAACCUGAUAGUUUUGUGUCAUAAAUUUGAGGUACCAUGCCGCCAAAAGGAAAGCAGGGCACUAAAGGUGCUAAACAGAUUGUAGAGGAGAACAAAGCAACACUACAGUUUUAUCAGUAUGUUAUUGGAGGAGUUAAUGUUGCAUUUUUUCUGGUACAGUACUUUCUCUUCUGGGAAUUUUUCACAGCAUUUUAUGUGUUCUUAUGGUUGUCAGCGGUGGCUGUGUGCCUGGGUAGCUACCAAUUCAUGGCCAGUAUGGGCCGAGCCAAAUACUCCACAGAUGGGGCCUUGCUAGACAGUGGCAUCGACUUAAACAUGGAGUCUGGGAUGGCAGAGCAUGCUAAAGAUUUACUCCUGCUUACCAGCAUUGUAAUGUGUCUCAGCUUGUUGUCAAAUUUCUUCUGGAUAUUGUGGCUGCUGGCUCCAAUCCGGGCCUUUUAUAUGCUAUGGGUCAACAUUCUGGCCCCCUGGAUAUUUGCUCCAGCUCCAGAAGUAGAUGAGAAAAAACAGAAAAAGAUGGAGCGCAGAAUGAAGAGGCACUGACAGACCUGUAGCUCUAGGACAUUAAUUUAUUGGUUACACUGUUCAACAGUUCAUUCCGUUUAGUUUCAAAAUAAUUCAAUUUUUGUUCAAUUUUUUUUUUUACCUUUAUUCAUGGCAUGAUAUUCAUCUGUUUUAAAAAAAUUCAUUUAUUUUAUGACAUAUUUGAUAUGUAUGCAAUAUUGACUUAGAUGUAUAUUCUAAAUUCAGGUUAUUUUACAUGUAUUGAUGAAUUGAACUUCCUUUUCAUUGAGUUUUGUAGAAUCACUAGAAAUUGAAUCAUUAUUUGUAAUUACUGUUGUAAAGAAAGUAUUGUACAUAUGAAAGUUUGCACUUCCUCUCAAAGUCCUGAUUACUUUUUUCUUGAACCAAACAUGUAAAGUUUAGUAGUUUUUUCCUAAUCUUUUUCAAUAACGCAGAAAAAAUUAGAGACUAAAAUGUAUUUUAUGCCUGAUUCAAACUGAAUAUUGCUUUUUUACAAAGUGGUUGGCAUGCAUAUGCAGGGGUACUUCAAUGUCAUUUGAAAAUCACAGAGCUCUUUCUAAAAUUACGGGGGUAUUGAAUUUUCAUAUUUUAGUCACAUUUUCCAUCAGCUAGAAAGCAGAAAAACAAAACAUAUUACAAAACUGACCUACAUUUUACUUAAAUGUUUGGACUAGUGAGAAAUCUCGGUUUUAUGCUGUGGAAUCAGUUUAAUAAGUGAAGGUCAUUGUUCAUGGGUAACCAACAUUAUUUUGUUCAUGGGAAUAUAAUUUCAUAUGUAACUUGUAUAUUUAGAUGAUUCAAUGAAUAAAUUUAUUGACUAAAUUAUUGUUUGGGGGGUUUUAAUUCAUGGAAUUAGGUGACCUACAAAAUCCUCAUUUUUUUGCUGUAUUUAGCACUGUCAUGUAAUGAAAAGUUUAUAACUUUCAACUAAUUGGUACAAUGUAUGAAUGACCUACAUUCAUUCAAAGUUUUAAUUGAUUUUUUAACUGUUAAAUAAAUCACAUGGUCCAAGGAACCCGAAGGGGUUGGGGAUGGGGUGGGAAGUAAUUUUGCUUUAUUUAAGUACUCGGUAUACUAUAGAAAAUAUCAAUCUCUCAUGCAGAGUUGUCGUUCGUUCCUCUCUCAGACACCUCUGCAAUGGGCUCACGUCAAGAUUUUUGACAUAACGUAUAAAACAUGAUAUUUGAAGGAUUGUUUCAAUUUAAAUUAAUAGUUUUGUAUUGAUUUAGUAAAUAUUUAUCUCAAAACUCAGACAUAAUCGUAGAAAUUGAAUUAUACUGAAUUAAAACAAAUGCACUAUUUCUCGUGUUUAACACUGUGUAUACGCGAGCUAACGUCGGAGGUGAAUGUAUGAGCCGAUGGUAGAGAGUGAGAAAAUAUAGCUACUUAACCUUGCUUGUCAAGAAAUAUUUGAUAAUGUUGUCAAAGCAUUGUGCCUCUCCUAACUGAAAUUUUCCUAAAUAAAUUGUGUAGAAGUAGGGAAAUUUAAUGUUCUCAAAAGAAGAAUAUUGAAAGUAUUCUUAGUGCUAAAAGGUAUCCAUUUGAUGUUGAAAAGGAAAAAGUUUUUUUUUCAGAACAAGGGUUGAAUAAGAAUCCAGGUAUUUUUUAAUGUUUUAGACUGACAUAAUUUGAAAACAUUAUGAUGAAUUAUUUGGAUGACAUUGUAUAGAAUAAAAUCGGA